This is a messenger RNA of Electrophorus electricus (electric eel), 2674 nucleotides long. It is a transcript of the gene prlh2, whose product is annotated as prolactin releasing hormone 2. Gene Ontology annotation, molecular function: hormone activity. Lineage: Eukaryota; Metazoa; Chordata; Actinopteri; Gymnotiformes; Gymnotidae. The record is from RefSeq and is a predicted model, not a curated record.
CAGCGGAGGUAUAUAAACGAGACUGCAUAGUUCACUGAGUGAACUGGCUUAGAGGAAAAAUACCUGGUCCUCGAUAAAGCGCCUGUAACUCAAGAACAAGCUUCCAAACAUACAGUGCCCUGAACCCAGAUCCACGAUGCUGCCUGAAAUGCUCGCUCUGCCGGUGAGACAGUGCCUCUUUCGCUCCCGAUGGGGGACCGUUGCGCUCAUGGUGCUUCUCAUUCUUUCUACGACCGCGACAUGUGCGCACUGCACAACGGUAGAGCACGAUCUUCAUAUCGUUCACAACGUUGAUAACAGAAGUCCAGAAAUUGACCCGUUCUGGUACGUGGGACGCGGUGUCCGACCAAUCGGGCGGUUCGGCAAGCGGCAAAGCGGAGCGGGUCUGCAGCCGGUGGCUAACUCCCUCGCGCUCCUUCUGAGCACGCUCCGAAACAAGGAGAGCCUACGGGACGCACUCGCCAGCGAGGACUCGGACUGGUUACCGUGACAUGUUCCCGUGUCCACUUAUUAACUUUUCAUUUGGAUGUGUUGAAGAAAAUCACUUUUAAUCUCGGCCUCUUAGUUCUCAUGUCCUGAAUAUUUAUUUUAUUUAACUGAAACAGCGUGUACCUGUGCACAUGGCUAACGCAAUCUAUACUGAUAAAUAAACGGGUAAACAUACGUAAGCUUAUUUUGGUGGUAGCAGCAUGAUCUGUGCUGUAAAUGUAUUUUACAUGCUGUAACAAUAGUUUCAAAAAAGAAAUGCUUGAAAAUCAGUCUGUCGAAGUCAACACCAGCAACCUUAAGCAGUUCUUAGGUAUGCGAACUUUAUUCAUAUACAGUAGGAUGCGUUGUCUCAAUCAAAACAAUUAUGGCACAUGGAAGUCAGUGUGAACACAUUUUUUUUUAAAUCCUGCUGAAUCGUCAUGACAUUUAAUGUCACAAAAUGGUUGAGAAAGUGGCGAGAGGGAGUGCAUUGUCUAGUUUUCAGCUCUAGCUCCCUUCUCCUUUAAAAACACAAGAUGAGCUGUUACCGUCACAAACCGUACACGUAUGCCGCACAAGAUAUUUCACCCUUGUAUGUGGUUUUUUUUUUAUUAACAAAUUCUUAAAUAAUACUUUCAUCUUUUUAUAAUAGAAAAAUACAGGACAUUGUAAGUCAUCAACCUCUUGACUGUGCUUUUCUUCAAAAUUUGUACAUCUAUUUGAAACCAAACAUGCUUUUGUACACAGACACUGCCAUAGACAACAACUACCAGGACCCAUUUGAGAUGGUGGUGAAAACCUUCAAGUGUUAGCAGUAGUACUCCUCCAGAAAGUAGAGGAGAAAAACACGAUACUUGGGUUUGGGAUAGAGCCUCACAAUGCAUACCUACUCUUUUCUCUACUCUUGCAAAAAUAGUUAAAUACAGUCACUAAACAUGGAAUAGUGGAAUGUUAUUUCAAAUAUUUUUUAGGUAAAAAAAAAAACCCCAAAAAAAAACUAUGAUCUUCAGAAAAUCUCUCAUUGCAAAUGUGGAAGCUAAUAGCCCAAAUCAGUUCUUCCACAUUUGUGAUGGGCUUUGUCUGUUGGAGAUAAACAACACACAAAACCUAUCUCCAAUGGGCCAAAUCUGCCUGCCCCCCCCCACCUUACAAUGUGCUUAGAUCCACACUGCAAUACCAGGCUAAAUGCAACCUAGGCACAUUCCAGUGCACUUGGUGACAGAUACGUUAAAUAACACUGUGUAGUACACCAAGAUGGAUUGGUUGGUUUGACAGACCUCUGAGCAGAACAUAUAACUCUAUUACUGGUUUUGGGAGACCUCUUGCAGUGAAGUCACAGUAGCAAUCCAUGAAGCUAUUAGCCUAAUAUUAAGAUCGAAGCUAUGUAGAUUAUGCCACAUUAUCAUCAAAAACAAGAAUGCACAAACCAGUAAGGAUUACUUUGCAGGAGCUAAAUAUACAAUGUAGCACUACUGGUUUUAUGGCCUACUUCAUAUUCUUUGGAGAUAAGCCCCAAAAAUACCAUUUAGGUAGAUUAUUUGAGAAUAAAAAUGUGUAUGGCUUUAUAUGCAGUGUCUCAGUGUUUCAUAUCAUAUUGGUUCAAGCACACCACAGAUUCUACAAGGCAGAGAGAGAACAACUGACCACGCACUGAGCACUUUAAUGAGUAGCUCUCCAGUUAAAGCAUGAACUUAUACUGCUGCAAUAUUCAGCCAUCUGCUAGUCUGUCCAGCCUAAUGAAAGAAUCUUUGCGUAGCAAAGUCAAGAGGACUCAUGGAUCAAAUGAGAGGGGUGCUUCUAAUUUGAGGCAGUUGAAGAUUAUGGUAAUUGGCAUACACACUUCAUAGAUCACAAGAGCACCUGGCUUGAUUUAGAUACUGUUGUGGAAAAUACUGAUAAGCACACGCGCGCACACACACACACACACACACAAAGAUAGAUACAGAUGGGUCACUGUGGGCCAAUAUGUGUAUUGUCGAUGGAAUGGGAGAGAAUAUUCACACCAUGCACACACCCACACCCAAGCUCACCCCAACCUCCUCCACCCACACACAAAUGCAUGAUGAUUGCUCAAAACGCUGAGUUUUCAUUUUUGUUCAUCUUCCUGGCUCUUCCAGGAAUAUCACACAAACAGUUCACAAGUGAUGCCAACAUGUGGAUGCAAAGUGAAUUCAAUAUGAACCAUGUAAAUUAAAUUAUAUAUAUA